AUGCCCCGCUUGAAGCACCCAGAAGAUGCUCUAUCCUAUGGCGGUCACUCUCUUACAGCGCGAAAAAUAGUAUCGUCGAGUUGGAGAAGCAAGAGUCAUGCGAAAAUGCCUCCACGAUCCCGAGAGGAAUUCAAUAUCGCGAUAAUCUGUGCCCUCCCUCUAGAGGGUGACGCGGUGGAGGCGUUGUUCGAUGAGCGCUACGAUGAACUGGGCCACAUAUAUAGCAAGCACAUGGGAGAUGCCAACAGUUAUGUAACUGGAAGAAUCAAUAAUCACAAUGUAGUGUUGGCUUACAUGCCGGGUAUGGGAAAUCGAAGGUCCGCCGGUGUUGCUCGUGGCUUGCAUGUCAGUUUCACAGGAAUUAAGCUUACCUUACUAGUUGGAAUCUGCGGUGGAGUACCAUAUGCAUCUGACGGCAUGGAGAUCGUCUUGGGUGACAUCAUCAUUGGUGACAGCGUGAUUGAAUAUGAUUUUGGCAGACAGUACCCGCAUGGGUUCGAGCGAAAAAGUAGUAACAAGGAGGCACUUGGAUCGCCUAAUCAACAGAUCCAGUCCUUCCUAAACCGUUUACGAACUCGCCGAAUGAAAGACCAAGUACAAAGGCAAACCGCGCAAUACCUGAAGAUUCUCCAAGAAAUGGAGGGGAAUGAGUGGAAUUAUCCUGGUGUUUCACAGGAUAGGUUAUUCAGAGCCUCUUAUCGUCACAAACACUACAAACAACAAUAUACGAUUGAAUGCAUCUGCGCUGACUGCCACUCGAGCUCCGAUCCAGUCUGUGAGCAAGCAUUGAAAGGUGACUGCAAGAAAGUUGGUUGUGGAGGUGAAGUGAUCCAGAGAAGCCGACUCAAUACUGAUAGCCCAAGACCUCUCAUUCACAUAGGCACGAUUGCGUCAGCAAAUUCUGUGUUGAAGUCUGGCGAGCAUCGCGAUCAACUGGCUGAAAAGGAGGGUGUGAUUGGAUUUGAGAUGGAAGCUGCUGGAGUAUGGGAUAUCCUGCCUUGCGUUAUCAUCAAAGGCGUCUGCGAUUACGCAGACAGUCAUAAGAAUAAGGCAUGGCAGAACUAUGCUGCAGCGACUGCGGCAUCUUGUACCAAAACUUUCUUGGAAUAUUGGAUAACUGGCCUUCAGCAAGAGCGACUCCCUUUUGAGAGAGACGAAAAGUUUGUCGGCCGAGAAGAUAUUACCAUGAGUAUUGACAAGGCUGUUCAAGAUGGAAAAGGGCGGACUUCUAAGCGUGCCGCACUCGUUGGCCUAGGGGGUGUAGGAAAAUCUCAAAUAGCGAUCGAGUAUACAUAUCGCAUUCGAGAAUCUGCGCCUAGCACAUGGAUAUUCUGGGUUCACGGAAGUAAUCCGACGAGGUUUGAGCAAGGGUACCGAAAUAUUGCAUCAGUAGCAAAGGUUCCUGGAUUCGACGAUCCAGAAGCUAAUAUCCUCCAGCUGGUCACUAAAUGGCUAUGCGAUGAGACGAAUGGCAGCUGGUUGAUGGUUCUGGACAAUGCAGACGAUAAUGAUACCUUUUUUAAGACCUCUGGUGAAAAUGUGCCAUUAGUGGAUUACUUACCUUGUGUUUUGCAUGGAUCGAUUUUGAUUACAUCACGAAAUCAGAUAGUGGCACGGAAUAUAGUGGGGCCUCGUGGUCAGGUAAUACCCGUGAAACCAAUGAGCACGCAUGACGCUAUUACCUUAUUGCGAACCCGCAUCGAGGUGGACCAAUCAUGUGUAAGUGAAGCAAAACUACUCGUUGAGGCACUAGAAUGCAUUCCUUUAGCAAUUGCACAAGCUGGUGCAUAUAUCUCGAAUCGUUCACCUCGGAUGACCGUAUCUUCUUACUUGGAGCUAUUUCAACAAAGUGAGACCAACCAAGAGCACCUUCUAAAUUAUGACGAGGCUCAUGAUCUUCGACGAGAUCGAAGCGUCCGAUACCCGGUCAUCACGACAUGGCAGAUCUCAUUUGAUCAGAUCCACCACAUUUAUCCGAAAGCCACAGAUCUGCUGGCUUUGAUGAGUAUGUUUGACCGACAGGGAAUUCCGGAAGAGCUGGUUAGCGAAGGGAUGGAUCGAUUACAAUUCGAGGAUGCAAUAGCUCUAUUAAUAAGCUUUUCUCUCAUCCAAGUCGAGAUCGGCGGACGGUUGUUUGAAUUGCACCGGCUAGUGCAAUUGUCAGUUCGACAGUGGCUGAAGAAACAAGGUCGGCUUCAUCAGUUGGUCAAACAAAGUUUACGAGUGAUGAAAGCUGUAUUUCCCAGUGGAGAUUAUCAAACGUCGGCAUCUUGCCAUAUGCUCCUUCCACAUUUUAAAGAGACGAUUUAUUUCACUAAGAAAUUGGAUGACAACGAUCAAUUGAAUAUUGCAAGUAUUGCCAGUCGGUGUGGCUGGCAUCUUUACCUUAUGGGAAAGUAUGAGGAGGCGGAGGUCAUGCAUCGACGAGCAGUUACAAUGCAUGAGAAAGUGUUAGGCGCUGAACAUCCUGACACACUGGUCAGUGUCAGUCAUCUAGGCUUAGUGCUUCGAAGACAGGUGAAAUAUAAGGAAGCAGAGGCUAUGCAUCGACGAGCAGUUACAUACCAUGAGAAAAUGCUAGGCGCCGAACAUCCUAAUACACUGGCCAGUAUCAGUCAUCUAGGCUUAGUGCUUGAGAGUCAGGGGAAGUAUAAGGAAGCAGAUACUAUGCAUCAACAAGCACUUGAUGGUAGAGAGAAAGUGCUAGGUGCUGAACAUCCUGACACACUGACUAGUGUCAGUUAUCUAGGCUCGGUGCUUCAAAGUCAGGGAGAAUAUGAAAAAGCAGAGGCUAUGCAUCGACGAGCUCUCGCUGGCAGAGAGAAGGUGCUAGGCGCUGAACAUCCUGACACACUAAUCAGUAUCAGUCUUCUAGGUUCAGUGCUUCAAAGUCAAGGACAAUAUGAGGAAGCAGAAGCUAUGCAUCGACAAGCACUUGCUAGCAGAGAGAAAGUGCUAGGUGCUGAACAUCCUAGUACACUGGCCAGUAUCAGUCAUCUAGGCUUAGUGCUUCACAGUCAGGGGAAAUAUAAGGAAGCAGAUACUAUGCAUCAACAAGCACUCGCUGGUAGAGAGAAAGUGCUAGGUGCUGAACAUCCUGACACACUGGCCAGUAUCAGUCAUCUGGGCUCGGUACUUCACAGCCAGGGAGAAUAUGAGGAAGCAGAGGCCAUGCAUCGACAAGCACUUGCUAGUAGAGAGAAAGUGCUAGGCGCUGAACAUCCCGAGACACUGGCCAGUAUCAGCCAUCUAGGCUCAGUGCUUCAAAGUCAAGGACAAUAUGAGGAAGCAGAGGCUAUGCAUCGACGAGCACUCGCUAGCAGAGAGAAAGUGCUAGGCACUGAACAUCCUGACACACUGGCCAGUAUCAGUCAUCUAAGCUCGGUGCUUUCCAGGCAGGGAAAGUGUGAAGAGGCGAAAGCCAUGCAUCGACGAGCACUAGAGAGAAACCAUUGGCUGAGUGCUUGAAAGCUAAAUAUCAGGCUUGGGCACUACAGUAGGUCAAAGAGGGGAGCCGCUCAAACUAGGCUGCUUUUGUUUUCAUAUACUGUAUGCCAAUCAUAAAAACUUAUACGAAGGCAAAUAUAGCAUUCUUCCAUGGUGUGCUGGCCCAACUUAUCAAUCUGCAAGUUUACGAGGUUUCACCUUCCAUUCCGUUGUGGUUCUGUAUUGAGAACCAGAAAAAUAUCGUUUGGCCAAAUACGGAACCCCGUUAAUGGGGUGGUAAUUUAUG
Molecule: messenger RNA, 3733 nt
Organism: Talaromyces stipitatus ATCC 10500
Lineage: Eukaryota; Fungi; Ascomycota; Eurotiomycetes; Eurotiales; Trichocomaceae
Product: kinesin, putative
Exons: 3
Coding region: 1-3468 (1155 amino acids)
Biological process (GO): nucleoside metabolic process
Molecular function (GO): catalytic activity; protein binding
Source: RefSeq, a predicted model, not a curated record